UCUCUCUCUCUCCAUCCAAAAGAAAAACACCAGAAAAGAAAAAAAAGAAAAAAACGAAAGGAAUGGGUCGUCAUUUCUGACUCAGAUUCCUCGCAGGAUCCCUCUCUCCAGGGUUAGGGUUUCGUCAUUUGUCUGCAAGAUUGCUGUCUUUUCUUUUAGGGAUUUUGAGGUGUUUAUUGAAGAAUGGGGUUUUGUUUGGGGUUUUCUUCUCGGGCAGCAGAUGUAUAGUUGAAAGGAGGAGAGGAAUUUCAAGGAGGCUAGGUGAAGGGCAUUUCUGUCAUUUGUUAGGGCAUUGGAGGAAGAUCUGCGACGGAAAUGAGCGCUUCUAGGUUUAUAAAGUGCGUGACGGUCGGAGACGGCGCCGUCGGUAAAACCUGCAUGCUUAUUUCAUACACCAGCAACACCUUCCCUACGGAUUAUGUGCCGACUGUUUUCGACAAUUUCAGUGCAAAUGUGGUGGUUGAUGGGAACACUGUCAACCUAGGGCUGUGGGAUACGGCAGGCCAGGAGGAUUACAAUAGAUUACGACCUUUGAGCUAUCGCGGGGCUGAUGUUUUUCUGUUGGCAUUCUCUCUCAUCAGCAAGGCCAGUUAUGAAAAUGUUGCUAAGAAGUGGAUUCCUGAACUGAGGCAUUAUGCGCCUGGUGUUCCCAUAAUUCUAGUUGGAACGAAACUUGAUCUUCGGGAUGAUAAGCAGUUCUUUGUUGAUCAUCCUGGUGCAGUUCCCAUCACUACAGCUCAGGGAGACGAGCUGAAGAAGCUGAUUGGUUCACCUGCCUACAUCGAAUGCAGUUCAAAAACACAGCAGAAUGUCAAGGCAGUUUUCGAUGCGGCAAUUAAGGUGGUGCUCCAGCCACCAAAGCAAAAGAAGAAGAAGAGAAAGGCACAGAAGAGCUGUUCCAUUUUGUGAUCAGAUAAUAGGAAAGAUGACCACCAGCCAUCCGUGUGUAGUCUCUCUUUUGAGGAAGCAGGCCUUGGUGUAUAGUCAACUGACAGUAUUUUAGAGCUCUGAAAACAUCAGGUGAUUUGUUCUGCUUUCUCAGUACCUUGUGGCAAUCUGUAAUCGGCUUGUGUUACAUGUUAAUGUACACCUUUUUUGGAUAAAGAUUAUUCUCAUUCCCAGAUGUGAGAAGGAUCCCAUUUGAAACUC
Molecule: messenger RNA, 1149 nt
Organism: Magnolia sinica
Lineage: Eukaryota; Viridiplantae; Streptophyta; Magnoliopsida; Magnoliales; Magnoliaceae
Product: rac-like GTP-binding protein 5
Exons: 7
Coding region: 316-909 (197 amino acids)
Biological process (GO): actin filament organization; regulation of actin cytoskeleton organization; regulation of cell shape
Cellular component (GO): cytoplasmic vesicle; cytoskeleton; cell projection
Molecular function (GO): GTP binding; protein kinase binding; GTPase activity
Source: RefSeq, a predicted model, not a curated record